AUGGUCGUCUCCACGCGCUCUUUUAGCGGGAAAACCAAAACACGAGGAGAACCUCUCUUAACCUUUUCUCAGUGCGUGUUCCUGAUUUCAUUGGUGAACGUACUCGGGAAACUCGCGGACGUUUUAAUCUUAAUCCUCGGCCAAAUGCCCACGGUGUUGCUUCUCUUAAACGCGAACGACGUGAACUUAACCAUCGCCUCGGCGGCCAACAUGCCGUUCUACUCGUUCAUUCUCAUCGGAGUGGUGCGAAGAGUCAUCGAGGAUUGUUUAUACUUCUUCAGCGGGAGAUGGUACGGGAAAGAUAUCGUCGCGUAUCUCACCAAAGAGAACAGACGGAGUAAGUGGUUGAAAGUGAGCAAAGCGAAAGUGCGCGAAAGCGAACGCUUGAUGCGCCAAUACGGAGUCGCCAUUUUACUCGUCUUACCGGGAGCGUUGACGUGCUUCGCGUACGGAAUGGCAAAAAGAGGCAGUCGGAGGCGAACGUUUUUGUUUUUAGAUUCUUUAGGCGCGGCUCUGCGGGUGGUUUUGUUUCGAGUGGCGGGGAAAGGCGCGAAGAAGGCGCUCGGGUUGAGCGCGGUGCGAUACCUCGCGGCGGUAGGGAUGAAAUAUAAAGAGCUCGCGAUGACAGUUGGCGGGACAGUUUUGGCAGUCAUAGGGGCUGGAGUGUAUUACUACUUUUACUAUUAG
This is a messenger RNA of Bathycoccus prasinos, 687 nucleotides long. RefSeq lists its product with no specific name. Bases 1 to 687 code for a protein of 228 amino acids. The record is from RefSeq and is a predicted model, not a curated record. NCBI's taxonomy places the organism in Eukaryota, Viridiplantae, Chlorophyta, Mamiellophyceae, Mamiellales, Bathycoccaceae. The transcript has a single exon.